Mercurialis annua (annual mercury) is the source of this 555-nucleotide messenger RNA. RefSeq lists its product as uncharacterized. Lineage: Eukaryota; Viridiplantae; Streptophyta; Magnoliopsida; Malpighiales; Euphorbiaceae. Bases 1 to 555 code for a protein of 184 amino acids. The record is from RefSeq and is a predicted model, not a curated record. The transcript has a single exon.
AUGGCACCUCAACGUCCUCUUCUUUUACCUUCAACAUCACAUGCAACUAUCAAUACUGAAUCUGCCAUGCAUGAUCUUAUCAGCCGUACGAAUAAUAUGACUUUUGCUGAGCCACGCUUGAGUUUACAUCGAACUCCUGCUCAUAUUCCUACUAUUCAGCGUCUUGUGUUGGUUGGUAAAUUUUUACUUAAAGCUCAUCGUUUCACAGCAUCUGCAGUUCGUUAUCAUGUUGAUACUUCUUGGAAUAUCCCGAGUGUUGUUGAGAUUGAUAGUGCGGCUAAUGGUUUAUUUACUUUUCGCUUUCACUCUGAGGAAGCUUAUCAUAUGGUUCUUAAUGAACAACCUUGGCAGAUUCUUAAUCAGCUCAUUAUCCUUAAGGAAUGGCCAUUGCAUGUCCCUAUUAAGCAUACUCAAUUCUCUACUACUGCUUUCUGGGUUCAGGUACGGGGUCCAUCACCUGAUCAGCUUAAUGCAACGGCGGCUGCGGAGAUCGGAGCAAUCUUCUCAAAGUUUCUAGCGGUGGACUUUGAUGAUGCAGCUCCUUUGUGGAGAUAG